CGUUUAGUAGGGUAGAGGCGCCACAUUCAAACCCCUCCCUCAACGAAGCUAAAUCUCCGGCGCUUCUAACCAGUAACCGGCAAUUUAACAAAUUGUUCCAACAAAUUACGUUCUUGGAGUUUCGACGCACAAGAUGGGGUCUGCAUCAAAAAGGUCGAAAAAAUCACAAACAACUGAUAGUGGGUCUGAAGAUUUUGAAGACAUGGACGAUUUGGAACUUGCUGCUGGGGAAGAGGAAUACUUCAGCGACGAAGAUGACAAUUCAGAGGACGAAGAACAAGUAGACGAGGACGAAGAGGACGAUGAUGAAGAAGAGGAUGAGGAGGAAGUAGAAGAAGAAGAUGUAGGGGUGGAGGACGGAGAUUGGAGUGCUGAAGAAGAAGCCGGUGGUGUGCAAAAUGAUGACCAUAAUGAUGCUGAAAUGGAGGAACUUGAAAAAGAAUAUAUGAAUCUUCGUCAUCAGGAACAAGACAUUUUGAAGAAUUUGAAGCAACACAAGGAUGAAGAUCUUCUUAAAGGUCAAGCAGUGAAGAAUCAAAGGGCUUUGUGGGACAGAAGUCUUGAGUUGAGAUUUUUGCUUCAAAAGGCAUUCUCCAAUUCAAAUAGAUUGCCAAAGGAGCCAGUUAAGACCUCAUUUUGUGAGUUAGACAAGGCUGUUGAGGUGGCAUAUUCAGAUUUGAUUACAUCAUCAAAAAAUGCAUUAAAUUCUUUAUUGGAACUACAAGAGGCUUUACUUGAGAAUAAUAAGCAUAUUGACCAAGCGACCGAUGGCCAUCCUGGAGGAUCAGUAAAGCACUUGGAGUCUUCUAAAACCAUAGAUACUCAAACUGAAAAUGAUGAAGAUUGGUCCCGAGUCGCUCAGAUGAAUCAAAGGAUAGGUGCUUUCAGAGACAAGUCAAUCGACAAAUGGCAUAGGAAAACACAGGUUACAACAGGUGCUGCAGCUAUAAAAGGCAAACUGCAGGCCUUCAAUCAGAAUAUUAGUGAACAAGUAGCUGCAUAUAUGAGAGACCCGAGUAGGAUGCUUAAUCGGAUGCAACUAAGGAGAUCGACCGUACAAGUAUUUGGGACGGUCGUUGACGGAGCCAAGAGCAAGCCACAGGAAGCAGAAGCUGAAGGAGGAGGUGACCCUGAGCUUGUGGAUGACUCAGAAUUUUAUCAGCAAUUAUUGAAGGAAUUCUUUGAGACGAUUGAUCCAAAUUCAUCUGAGACGGCGUUUUAUGCACUGAAAAGGCUGCAAACGAAGAAGAGAAAGAUAGUGGAUCGGCGAGCCUCGAAGAGUCGAAAGAUAAGAUAUAAUAUACACGAAAAGAUAGUGAAUUUCAUGCCUCCUCUGCCGCUGGAUCUUCACGAGGCCACUCCCAAACUAAUCAGCAACAUCUUUGGCUUGAAACUCCACAACCCAACUACAACUGCAACUACAACUGCCAUUUAGUUUAACACUCUCUUUUUUGGAUUUUGUCUUUUUACUUUCUCGUUUAUUUCUUAGGCUUUCCAUCAUUCUUCUUCCUUUUUUAUGUGGAGAAUUUUAUUUACAUACUUUGGGGUGCAAAUUCGCACUGCAACCUUUAAUAGGAGGUAUGUGCUUUUGAGCUAUGUUUAAAGUUGGGGAAUGAAAUAUUAGAUAUAUAUACUUACCUUUUUAUUUA
Molecule: messenger RNA, 1649 nt
Organism: Momordica charantia (bitter melon)
Lineage: Eukaryota; Viridiplantae; Streptophyta; Magnoliopsida; Cucurbitales; Cucurbitaceae
Product: rRNA processing protein-like protein
Cellular component (GO): nucleolus; nucleus
Source: RefSeq, a predicted model, not a curated record